Messenger RNA from Chaetomium fimeti, 3678 nucleotides. RefSeq lists its product as uncharacterized. NCBI's taxonomy places the organism in Eukaryota, Fungi, Ascomycota, Sordariomycetes, Sordariales, Chaetomiaceae. Bases 1 to 3678 code for a protein of 1225 amino acids. Gene Ontology annotation, biological process: proteolysis; protein desumoylation. The transcript is spliced from 2 exons. The record is from RefSeq and is a predicted model, not a curated record. Gene Ontology annotation, molecular function: deSUMOylase activity. Gene Ontology annotation, cellular component: nucleus.
AUGCCUGCCCAAGCCCCAACGCCGCGCGCCACGCGCAAUAGCCGUGGCCUGCGCCAAAGUCCCGGCGUCUCGUCGGUUGACUCGUGUCAGGGCGAUUCUGCCCGAGUUUCUUGUCAUCGUGACAACCGCAGCACUCCCACCACCUCCAAUUUCGCGCUUGCCCUCGAGGCCGCCGCCGACCCCGCGACUCCAACACCUCGUACGCGGUACGCCCAACCAACCCCCCACCCGGCCCACACUCUUGCCCUCGAGGCGAUUCCCGUGGAGCAGUUACAACCUGUGACUCCCAACCCAAGGGCUCGUCUCGCGGCAGCCCGUCCGCCAAUUUUCCCUCCGCCAGUCUCUCUUCCACCGACCACCCCAUACGUUCCCACCCCGCCACCGAGAUCAUCAUUAUCCCUCGAGCACCCGUGGGUCACCGCGAUCAAAAACACUCCCACGAGGAUUCCGAGGAGGGCCGCCUCCCCAAGAACCCCGGUCCGGCACACCCGGUACCUCACAAAGUACAUCGACAUAACCCCACUGCUACCCACCGCGCCCGCGCCGAAAAGCCCCGGCAGUGAAAGUCUUACUUUUAGGCAACGGCGCGACGAAGAAGGCGAGGAGAAAUUUGCGAGAGAGUUGUGGAUUGCAAUCCGGAACGACCAUUACAUGAAGGGUUGUUGGUGCGGCCCGCCCAAUAUUUACAACUCGCGGGAGGAGGCAGAAGUCGCGGCAGGCCACCUGCGCUUCUACGUCGUCGGUUCCGAGGAAAAGAAUCUGCGCGUCCUCCAGAAGAAGGACGAUUUCAGUUGGCACUGCAUUUGUGGAAACAACAACUACCACGCAGUUUACAAGAACCUCCUCAAUUCCAACGGAAAACGCCCAGCGGAAGACACUGAGAUCGACCUGAUCGCGCAAAUCCAAAACUCAAACGGCAAUAAAAGUGCCCGAAGCAUCGACCGGGUUGUACCUACGCCGAUCGACCCAGCUCGGCACGGGGAGGCGCACUCGCAGACCCUCAAACCCGCCCAAGCAGCGGCCCAAGUAUCUUCCCGAUCAAUGUGGGACGAGGCCUGCGGCAUAUUGAGCCGUACCGUCGCGACAAUGAGCAGCCCCGUCGCGGCCCUUUACGACACGCUCCAGAAACAUUUUUGCGGCGAUUCCUACGCGACUCUCGACACCCGCCGAACAGACGCCGACAGUGACGCCAUUGUUGUCAAAAGGUUGAAGCGCCAGUCUCCAGCCUCACCCGUGGAACAGUCCCCUUCCAAGGAUGGGGACGACGGGUUUGACGACCUUUUGUGGGCCGACUGCCCCACUCAACACAUCGGUUCCGAGAACAUCCAAGAUGUCUACCUUUUCAUCGGAACCCAGUUCCAAGAUAUCGAGACGGGCAAGCUUGUCUACGGCUCCUCAGUUGCGGAUAUCCAAAAGCAGGCCCCAGACAACACGGACUGCAGCGCCAGCAUCGGGAUUUUCAAGUACCAGGAACUGAGGCACGGGCCAGUGCUGCCCGAAGAACUCGACCGUAAGAAGAAGGAGAAGUGGAUGGAAACGGUACGCGCGUACCAUGACAACUUAAAAGGGUGUCUCCGCUUUAUCCAGGAGAUUUAUUGCGUCGGCGGCAUUCUUGAGGACGUCAAGAGGAGAUAUGCCGCGCCGCCGCGCCGCCUGCCAUUGCGCGAUAUUCAUUUCAGAAGAGAAGCAUUGCUAGCGGCGAAGUUUUUGGAUUUUCUGCGGUCACUUGACAUCGUGCGGGACAUAUCCGCUGCCAGCUACCAGACGAUUAGCCAGAUGAUUGUGGAUAUUAACGCCAUCCACAAGUCAGAAAUGCUGCCUAGCUUCGUCGAGUUGAGGGAGGACCCCAUCGAAAACAUGCCAGGGUGCUUUCCAGAGGAUAAGGUUUCUGCCAUGGAGGAGAUCCCCGCCGACGAGUUCGAGUGCGAAGUUCUGUACGAACGCAGGUUUCCGGACCCAGCGCCAUCCGAUGAGGAAGCACGGGGCAAACUUGGCGACUACAAAAUGGUGCUAGAGCCCAAGGGGAUCCUCAAACCGCCGAAGGUGAGGGACGAUGCUCCGGCCUCGCCCAAGUACGUGGCAACCCCCGAAAAGCACAGGAAGCUUUCCUUCAUCAACCCGGUUUCCAAGUUUAUCCCCCCCGCCCAUAUUCCAACCAAACUGAUGGCACCACACGAGGCGGAGCGGUUUUUGAAGGCAAAGUUAAAGGCAGAAGUUCUCCGCGAUAAGCACUCAACCCGCAAGUUCGAGGCUCUCCAAACUGUCUCUCGGCAGGAUGAUGAUGGGUCCAUUCGCCUCAAAGACAAGUGGAGCUUGGAGGCCCUUGAAAAGGACGACCAGGAGAUGGGGCUCACCUACCACGCUCAUAAAUACGAUGGCUUCCUCAAUGACCUCCACGAUGAUUUGGAGAAGCGGGCCGAGGCAGAGGAGGAACAACGCGCGAAGCCGCCGACCAGGCUCGCUCCUCAACGACACAUGGUGCAGAUUCCGCUUCCGCCUCUACCAUCCACCCCCGCGAUGCGUCGACGGGCGGCCCAUCUUCUUGAGAAUGACACCAGUAGCCCGGCAAGUUCUAGUCCUAGAAUCAACCCUCUGCGCACCAAAGCGGAGGUGCAGCGCCCCAAGCCUGCUGAGCAGAGGCGUGCUCCCCGUACCUUGGAGGAAUUCUUUGCAGAAGAUGACGAUGACUUGGCCAUCUCUGUCGCAAAAUUUGAGCAGCUGCAGAUUGAUCGACAAAUCCGAGACGAAUUCGAGACUGGAAUUCGGCGAGACGCUGAAGAGAAGCGGAAACGCGAGGAAGAGAAGGCUCGUCGUGAGGAGCAGCGCCGCCUCGAAGAGGAGCGUCGACGGCAAGAGGAGGAGCGCCGCCGUGAGCAAGAAGCCCGGAGACAGAAAGAAGCCGAGGAAUUUGCUGCGCUCACCGGGUUGAGACAACCCACUCGCCCUCUUAUCAUCCCCUUGUCCGAGGAUUGGAACUGCAAAGUCGUCAACGCCGCGAGAGCGAAUCCCGCCGCUGAGCUCGUCAAAACCCUUGAGGGCCAACCGCUUACUAGGCGCGACUUUGUUGAAAAGCUUCUUCCGCCUACCGCGUGGCUAAAUGACAACGUGAUCAUCGGCUCAAUCCUGUACAUCGCGGACUAUAUCAACAAAACGAAGCGCGCGACAGAUCAGGAACCUAAGUGUGCCGCCUUCACAUCUUACUUUUGGCCCCGCGUCCUCUCCCAUGGCCCGAGUGCCUGCGGCCGCCUCCUACGAAAAGCUGGUGUCCGCAAAGCGAACUUCCUCGACAUCGAUACAGUCUUGAUACCCAUCUGUGCGCAGGCCCACUGGACCCUGGCCGUAAUCCGCCCCGGCAAACGGACCGUUGCACACAUUGACUCGAUGCGCGGGGGUGGCGGCGACGGGGCCGUCAAGGCCAAACUACUCGAGCUAGUGCGCUUUAUCCUCGAGGACCAGUUCGUCGAAGCCGAGUGGCGCGCAAUCGACUACGAAGCCCCGCGUCAGACCAACGGCUGGGACUGCGGUGUUUUUACCAUCACGAACGCUAUGUGCAUCGCGAUGGGUCUGAAUCCGAAAUAUUCGUACACAGAGGGCGAACUAACGCUGCAACGGAGACGGCUGGCGGCGAUACUCCUCAACGAAGGGUUCAAGGGCGAGUUCAGCCUCGAUGGGUUCUGA